AUGUCGGGUAUGACGGGAGCGAGUAUGCUGCGCACGCGCAGGAAAGAUGUCAACGUCAAACCCAACAGGAAAUUGGAUCGCAAAUCCUCGCGGGGUAUGCUUUACGAAAACGAAGAACUUCGUCUGCGAACUAUUAAUAUUAACGCUGAAGUAGAAAGAGGUCAGUCGGAUAUAAAAAAGUUAAAACGUGAAAACGAACAACUCAAACGUGAAAUAUCAGCACUAAGAUACGAAUACGAUCGUUUGGAUCGUAUGCUACGGGAGAGACGAUCGUCGCCGGAACAUUCGGACUCUCAAGGCGAUAAUAAUGAUUCGGAAUAUCAAAAUGAACAAGAGAUUUAUGAGGAGGAAGAAGACUAUAGCGUAAUAAAGCACAGUAUCGUGUGGCAGGACAGCGCGUCAGUGUGCAGCGCUUGCCCGGAGUGCGCGAGCGCAGACGGCAGCGUUCGAGCUGUUGCCUUUCAUGAUCUGAGCGUGGUGCCGGAGGAGGGGGAACAGGAGAAUAAGAGCGGUGCAGCAACCCCCUGCACUUGUGAGGAGUGCCAGAAAGAAGCAAAGCGUACGGAAGAUAACAAUCAGAAUAACGCCAAGGACGCCGUUAAUAAAACAACAGAAAAACAGACAGAUACUACAAACAAUGCACAAUCACAAGCAAAUACAUCGAACAACGCCUCCGACAGAACUGUAGACGUUUUAGUUCAUGAUGCUCCGAAUAUACCAAGAUAUUUCCAAUCCAUAGCGGCGCCGCCAUUUCAUGUUAAUGUACCCCCUCCACCCGGAUUUGUCAUUGCGCCUUACCAACCGCACAGAUUUCAUAAUGGGGGUAACAUAGAGGACUUAUUGGGGGAUGUACAAUCAUCACCCACCACCAUACAGACUACUUACAUUCAACAAAACUCCAUAUUCAUGUGCAACACCAGAAAUAUCGUAGAGACAAAAUGUUGUUGCCACAAUCGGGAAACAGACAAUAAGACUGAAGUUUGUGAAGAGCAAACACCAAAAUGCUAUGUAACGGAGAAGAAUAUAGAAUUAACUUAUGAUUAUCCUAGGACAACACCCAUUCCAAGUGAUCCGAAUCAGAAAACUAGCGAAAUACAGUCCACAACGACAGAAGUAGCGAGCACGGUUGUUUUUGUAGAGAAAAAAAUGCCCACGAAACCAAAGAAAUUCGAUUUCUUCUUCCGAUCACGAUCAGCGCCUGUUGGCGACCACGAGGAACCGAUUUAUGCAACAGUCAACAAACUACCAAGAAAAUUAAGAAGAAUGGAAUUAGCUAACCUCGAAAAAGAGGUUUCGUAUAAGAAUGGGGAACCAGAUUCUUCAAGCCGCACUGAAAUAACUUUAAGAACAGAUUCGGAAUCUCAGGCACCACCACCAGAUGAUGAUACAAGUCGCUCGGAAAGAGAAAAAUCCACUGUAGCUCAAAGACCAGAAUCACCGAAAGCAAAGAAAAGAAAGCGAUUUUCCCUCACAUUCAAAAAGCGCGAAAGAAAACGGAGGGAAAAGAAAGCCGAGGCGAAGAAUGGCGUAAAGAAUGGAGUUCCAGCACAGGUUGAAAGUGACAAUGAGAGGCUAAUCGAGGAACAGGAUCCUAAACACAAGCACUGCACAAGACAUCGACAGUUACCACGAAGUGCUAUGUCCUCUACCAGCUAUAGCCCGCGUUACAAGCGGGAUAGCUAUCAGGAAAUGACCACAUCCCAUUCAGAGCAUGAACGUACGAACAGCGUUUGUUCUUCGGUAAAUUCCUUAGGAUCAGCUUGUACUCAUAAAUCUCGGAAGCUAUCCGUCGCUCCUCAAGACGGAUCUAUACCCUGGUGUGGAUGCUGGGGAGCCGGAUGUGUGUGA
Molecule: messenger RNA, 1848 nt
Organism: Danaus chrysippus (African queen)
Lineage: Eukaryota; Metazoa; Arthropoda; Insecta; Lepidoptera; Nymphalidae
Source: the annotation of a GenBank genome assembly